Crotalus tigris (Tiger rattlesnake) is the source of this 1602-nucleotide messenger RNA. It is a transcript of the gene NSUN3, whose product is annotated as NOP2/Sun RNA methyltransferase 3. Bases 83 to 1075 code for a protein of 330 amino acids. The record is from RefSeq and is a predicted model, not a curated record. Gene Ontology annotation, biological process: rRNA methylation. Gene Ontology annotation, molecular function: methyltransferase activity. The transcript is spliced from 7 exons. Lineage: Eukaryota; Metazoa; Chordata; Lepidosauria; Squamata; Viperidae. Gene Ontology annotation, cellular component: mitochondrial large ribosomal subunit.
GCUACUUGGAGAUGGAGAUCUCAGUUAGUUUUGCUUCGCCAAUACAAUCAAAAAGGAAAUUUAGACCUCAUUUCCGGUGUUAAUGGAAAGGUGCGUUUUUCUUUUCCUCGUCGGGAUAGAAUGGGGUUCCACAGUUUCUUGCGGAAAACAAUAUACCAAAUGCCUGAGUUUUAGGCUUUUUUUUCUCACUUUACCUACAAAAGGCAAAGAGUCACCAUCAGAAACAAAGCUUCAGAAGCAAGCAUGCCAGGUUGUUCUCAAUCACUUCGAGAAACAGUACUCUAAAGAGUUGGGAGGAACAUGGAAUUCAGUCAGGGAAAUUCUUACAACACCACAGUACUGGCAAUAUGCAGUCCUCCUUAAUAAAUUCAGUUGCUCCUCUGCAAUGGAGUCUUAUUUGUGUUUAAAGAACUAUCGCCUCCUUUUCCCAAGACCUUCAUCCUCUUUUCCACAAUCACUGAAGUGUUACAUCAGUGAUGUUCCUGGAAGAUUCCCUGCUCAGAAACACAGAGAUGGACAAUUAAAGCAAUACUACCUGCUAAAUGCUGCCUCUCUGCUGGCAGUACUGGCUCUGGAAGUAAAAGAUGGAGAAAAAGUGUUGGACAUGUGUGCUGCUCCAGGGGGUAAAUCAGUAGCUACACUACAAUAUGCUUGCCCAGGGCUUUUACAGUCAAAUGAAUAUGAUAACUUGAGAUUCCAUUGGUUGAAGCAGACACUAGAAUCCUUCAUUCCAGAAUCUUUGAUGAGCCUAAUUACUGUUUCUCCUAAUGAUGGAAGAGAAAUAGGAAAUCUUCACCCUGAAAAGUUUGAUAAGAUCCUAGUGGAUGCUCCUUGCUCAAAUGAUAGAAGUUGGUUAUUCUCUUCUGAUACCCAGCAGGCUACUCUGCGCUUAGCACAAAGGAAGCUAUUAUCUGCUGUACAGAUACAACUGCUCAGAGAACGAAGAAGGGUCCCUUCUGAUACAAUUUCCAAACCUCUGUUUCUUCAGUGGACCUCAUAUUGUACAUUCAAUUUUGGGUUAGUGUGGUGCGAGGCUCAGGUAAUUUUUUUUUAUAAACCAGGAUUAAUAGAAUAGCCAGUUCCUUAUAGCUAGUUCAGUAAACCAUGAACAAAACAAUAAUUUAUACUGAUGCAUUUUCUCCCUUCUUAUCUCUUAUUCUUUUCUCCAAAAAUUUAUUGUCAGGUUAACAUUUGGUCAAAGUUUGAAAAACAGUGAGAUAGUUAUCUCCUAUGGGCAAAAAGUAAUAUAUCCUUCCAACAUUUUAGUAAUGGAUUCAAUUGUAUGUAUUGACUGAGCAAUAAUAAUCACAUGUCAUUACUGAAAUGUUAAGCUUAAUGCACAUAACCAUGCACAUUUUCUGGCAGGUAAAGAUUCCAAGUGUAAAUACAUAUGCUGAUGAAUCCAAUUUAAUAGAAUAUUUACUCUUUUUGUUUUGUUUUGCUUUUAUUAUUUAACAGAUCUGCAAUUAAAGCUUUGCGUCCUGGAGGAUAUCUGGUUUAUUCCACAUGUACUCUUUCUAAGGCAGAGAAUCAUGAUGUCAUAAGUCACAUCCUUGAUUCCUGCAGCAAUGUUUUGCCAGUGGAUUUGCACACCCUAGUCAC